UUGUCUUGUUUAUGUUUUUGAAACUAUGAACGGAUUCCCGCUUUUCCCAACGUAAAAUAGAAUUAUUUACAUUUUAAUCUACUCAGAUUUGCCAUUUAUUAACUUUGUUGACAUAAAGUAGUAGAUUCAAAUGAACUUACUGAUCUUCGAAAAUAUUUGUCUUUAGUUAAACUCUUGAAGAAUGGAGAAUGAAUCUAUGGAUUUUAGCAGUGUGCCAGCAGAGCCUCCAGAUUUGGACCUAAUAGAAUCUCAUAUAAAUUCAUUAAACCUCAAAGAAUCAUCAGAAUUUUUAAAUCACAUUCAAUCGAUUUGUGCAGCAGUGCACCAAUUUGAACUGGCCACUGUAGAGAGCAACAUACUAUCCAGAAUAUUGCCUAUAAUACAUGAUAGAAUUGAACAGAAUUUUAGCAAGAAUCUCUCAAUUUUUGAAAUUAUAGAUGACACUGUCAGUAUAAAAAAUAGCCUUCAGGAAGUGUUCCAAUUAACAGAAGCAAUACAAGAAAUUUCUAAUUUUAUUUUAGGACAAAGUUCCAUUAAUAUAGGUAAUAUUCAGUCCUUGGCUGAUUUUCUUCCUAAAUAUAUACAAUUAUUUGCUACGCAUUACAAUAGUUCAAAUGAGUACAAAGAUACUUACCUAGAUGAACUAUCUAAUAUAAUAGUGGUGUUAAAACAUUUUUACACAAGCUUCUUGUAUAUAUUAGGAUCAUCUUUGAGUUUAGAAGAGGAUGAACAUGAUAUAAAAUUGCUAGCAGAAGUUAUUUUGGCUUUAUGUCAUAUGCCCAAUAUUUGGCAACCUUUAGAUAAAUCUGUAAUUUUCUCAACGUGGAAGUGCCUUGGCGCUAUCAUCACAAAAUACUCCAGUUUAUUAGCAAAUCAUUUAGAUGUAAAUAUACCUAUAAGGCUUUUGACUACUAAUGUAUGCCAAAUAUUAGAACAAUUUGCAAAAGAGGACCCAGAUUACCAGUUUGAAAUAAAGAAAGUUACUUUCCUUUUGAAAGUUGUAUUUAAGGUUUGGACUUUUGAGUUUUAUGAGAAGAUAAGUUCUUUUGCGUCUGAACUGCUUGUUUUUUAUGUCAAGACCCUGAGCUUCUCACAAGAAUAUCUCAAGUUUCAUCAAAUACCUGAUGAAAUUAUUGAUUUAAUGGAAACCAAUGUUUACAGUGUUCUAGAAAAAUAUUUGCAGCACCUUAUGCUAGGACAAGUAAACGUUUUUAAGGAACAACUUCUAAACUUAUCAAAAUGCCUUAAGUUAUCAGAAACCAACCACUCAUAUGGUUUUCUAAUGUUAUUUAAUCUGUUAUUAAAGAUCAUAGCUAAUGAUAACUCUGAUUGGUCUACCAUUAUAUAUCCAAUCAUUACGGAAAUUUUUGAGGCUCUUAAACAGUGUAGACAAGAAUUAUUUUGGAAACCUUACAAUCAUGGAGUGUACGACACUUUAAUUGUAAAUCUAACGGCUGCUAUUUUAGUACAUGACGCUGAUUGUCAAUGUCCUGAACUAUUAAUUAAAUACUUAUUGCAGAAUAAUCCCUUUAUAUCAAUAUUUUCCCUAGAGGUCUAUACUUUGUUAAUAAGGAACAUUUCCUCUCAAGACUGUAUUUGCUUACUAAUUAAUCUUUUGUAUAGCAUAGAAGACCUGACUAUAGGAUAUUUCACUCAUAGGCCAGAAAUGGUUUAUUUAACGCACCUUCUACAUAGAAUAUUCGCACUUUUGCCAGAUCCUUUAAAGGAGCAAAUAUUAGAAAUAUUUCCGCCUGAUCAGCAUAUACAGGUGUGGAGGUUUUUAGGAUUCAGAAGUGUCCCUAAAUAUAAAAUGAAAGAAAUUAUGCAGCCCGUUAUUGAUAACACUUCAGCAAGUAUAAAACCAGCUGGUCCAUCAUUUGAUGAGAAUUAUAUUAUAAAUAUGGGCGAGGGGCUACACCUUAUAUCUACUGCCAAAGAAUUAAAUUUUCAUGACGAAAGUCUCAAAGAAAUAGUCACAUUUCUUGAAUCAUUUUGGACCAGAGAAUUCGGAGAUGAUGUCUUGGAUAAUAACUGGUUUAAAUAUUUUAUAUUUAAGGUUGAUGCCCUCACUGUUAUUUGUAUACAAAAUAAUCUUUUAAGUUCACAACUGGUCUUUUCAAAACUUAAAAUCCUUGCGAAAAAUAGCUCAUACUGGAUACCGAUAUUUAAAAUAAUUUCACUGCUGCUAAAUUCAAAUCUAAUUAAUAAACAGGACAUUAUUGCUCAAAUAUCCGAUCUGCUGCCACUUGUGAUGGGAAAAACUAUUUGGCUGGAAGAAAACUAUUUAGAGAUGCUACUAAACUUAAAUACUCGCGACAACGAAACUUUAAAUAUGCUACUAGACAAGUUAAAACCAGAUAUAGCCCAAAAAGUUUUUGAAUAUAUCGGAUCGUUUAAACGGAAACAGGAUAAUAUAAAUCUAGUGCAAGCGUUUGAAUUACUAGGAAUUGCUUCAAAGUUUGAACAUAAAUGCAUACUUUGGAAUAAAAACUUAUCAGUUCAAGAUAACGUUAUACCAGUACAGAGAAACUUUAAGUUUGAUAGUGCUAAGGCAAAUAUACCAAAUAAAAGGCGAGUUACAGAUGCACCUGUAAUUCACCAAUCAAAAACCAGAAAAACAGAAACUCUUAGUAGCAUCGAUAAUGACGACGAAGACUCUUGCGCAUCAGAAGUUAUCAGCCGUUUAAAAGGAGAAGUAAAAUGUUUAGUAAAAGUGUGUUAUCGCGAAAAGUUAACUGCAAAAAACUGUGCCGAUUUGCGAUUGCUUAUGGGACAGAUCUCUUCUGUUAUUCGAUAAUUUUAAGUGUAAUUUUUUUAUGUAGGCCUAGAAUUUUUAAAUAAAAUUUCUAAAUAAACUUAAAAUAUUUAUUAA
Anthonomus grandis grandis is the source of this 2872-nucleotide messenger RNA. RefSeq lists its product as uncharacterized. The record is from RefSeq and is a predicted model, not a curated record. The coding region runs from base 182 to 2797 and encodes 871 amino acids. The transcript has 13 exons. Lineage: Eukaryota; Metazoa; Arthropoda; Insecta; Coleoptera; Curculionidae.